Colletotrichum godetiae is the source of this 471-nucleotide messenger RNA. RefSeq lists its product as uncharacterized. The record is from RefSeq and is a predicted model, not a curated record. NCBI's taxonomy places the organism in Eukaryota, Fungi, Ascomycota, Sordariomycetes, Glomerellales, Glomerellaceae. Bases 1 to 471 code for a protein of 156 amino acids. The transcript is spliced from 2 exons.
AUGGAUCUCAUGCUCGUUGGCAUGGGAGGGCAUAUCCAGACAUUGCCCUCAGGCGAAUUCACUACGAAUUUGCUGAUCCUUUCUCAAGAUUCCUCCCUACCAGAAUCUCGACUCUCCCAAGACGGACUUAGUACUCCGACUGGUGUCGACACCGCGGCCGAGACACCGAACAGCUCUCAAAAGGCUGACGCUGAUUCUGAUAAUACCUGUCGCUCUGAUCACGAUCUAGAUCGAGCCGCCGACAUCGCUUUAUCCCAUUGUUUGGUGUUGAUCUUGACCAGCUCGGCUGUUCCAUUCCGCAACGAUCAGAGCGCCGAGGUUCUGCAUGAAGAGGGAUUAUUUUCAAGUAUUGACUGGGAUGACGACGGGUUUUCCUGCUAUGAUGUUGAAUACGGCCAUGCUAGUAACGGCAGUUCGGUCUUUGAUGACACCUUGAUUUUGAAGCUCAACAAUCAGAGUCAAGGGCAAUGA